Messenger RNA from Eruca vesicaria subsp. sativa (arugula), 2176 nucleotides. Lineage: Eukaryota; Viridiplantae; Streptophyta; Magnoliopsida; Brassicales; Brassicaceae. The record is from the annotation of a GenBank genome assembly.
AUGGCUAGAAAAUCCAAACUUACCAGUUUAACGAGCUCUUCACCCUUCGCAUAUCUUCUGGAUUUAUGUGUCAAAUCCAAACUAUUCCUAAACGACGUCCGUACUGUCCAUGCAUCUAUCAUCAAAUCUUCUUUCUUCAACGAGAUCUUUAUACAAAAUCGUCUCAUCGGUGCCUAUGCGAAACGUGGGUCACUCCAGGAUGCACGCAAAGUGUUCGACAAGAUGCCUCAACGAAAUGUCUACACUUGGAACACUCUUGUAACGGCUCUGGCCAAGUUAGGGUUCUUAGAUGAAGCUGGUUCUCUCUUCCAGUCAAUGCCUGAGCGUGAUCAGUGUACUUGGAACUCCAUGGUUUCCGGGUUUGCUCAGCGUGAUAGGUGUGAAGAGGCUUUGCAUUAUCUCACUUUGAUGCAUAAAGAAGGAUUCUUGCUGAAUGAAUAUACUUGUGCCAGUGGUCUAAGUGCUUGCUCUAGUCUAAGUGAUGUGAACAGAGGUGUACAGUUACAUUCUUUGAUUGUGAAAUCGCCUAGUUUGUUGUCUGAUGUUCAUAUAGGUUCUGCUCUUGUUGACAUGUAUUCCAAAUGCGGAAAGGUGGAGGAUGCUCAGCAGGUUUUUGAUGAGAUGGGUGGUCAUAGAAAUGUUGUCACUUGGAAUAGUUUGAUUACAUGUUAUGAACAGAACGGUCCUGUAGUGGAAGCUCUCAAUGUUUUCCGUUUAAUGUUAAGAUCUAGUAUUGAGCCAGAUGAGGUUACAUUAGCAAGCGUGAUUAGCGCAUGUGCAAGCUGCUCUGCGGUCAAAGUUGGUCGGGAAGUUCAUGGACGUGUUGCUACAAACGUUAAGUUAAGGAAUGAUAUAAUUUUAAGCAAUGCUUUUGUUGAUAUGUAUGCAAAGUGUGGCAGAAUAAAAGAGGCUAGGAUCAUAUUUAAUAGCAUGCCUAUCAGAAACGUAAUCGCUGAAACGUCCAUGAUCAGUGGGUACGCAAUGGCUGCGAGCACUAAGGCUGCAAGGCUCAUGUUCACCAAGAUGACAGAGAGGAAUGUUGUUUCAUGGAAUGCGCUUAUCUCUGGCUAUACGCAAAACGGGGAGAACGAAGAAGCUCUUAAUUUGUUUUGUCUGUUAAAGAGGGAAUCAGUAUGCCCAACGCACUAUACCUUUGCUAAUAUUCUAAAGGCAUGUGCGGAUCUUGCAGAGUUACAUCUCGGCAUGCAGGCUCAUGUGCAUGUAUUGAAGCAUGGGUUUAAGUUUCAAUCUGGUGAAGAAGCCGAUAUAUUUGUUGGCAAUUCCUUGAUAGAUAUGUAUGUAAAAUGUGGCUGUGUAGAAGAUGGUUAUCUUGUGUUUAGGAAGAUGAUGGAAAGAGAUUGCGUCUCCUGGAAUGCGAUGAUUAUUGGAUUCGCGCACAACGGUUAUGGAAAUGAGGCUCUUGUGUUGUUCAGAGAGAUGCUUGGUUCUGGAGAAAAACCAGAUCACAUUACCAUGAUUGGUGUUCUUUCUGCGUGUGGACAUGCUGGAUUAGUUGACGAAGGACGGUAUUACUUUUCAUGCAUGACCAGAGAUUUUGGUGUGGCUCCUCGUAAGGAUCACUAUACGUGCAUGGUUGAUUUACUCGGCCGAGCUGGAUUUCUGGAAGAAGCGAAGAAUAUGAUUGAGGAGAUGCCUAUGGAACCAGAUUCGGUGAUAUGGGGUUCUUUGCUUGCUGCUUGUAAAGUUCAUAGGAACAUGACGUUAGGCGAGUACGUUGCGGAGAAGCUUCUUGAAGUAGAGUCGUCAAACUCAGGACCAUAUGUUCUUCUUUCUAACAUGUACGCUGAGAAUGGACAAUGGGAGGACGUGAUGAAUGUACGGAAGUCGAUGAGGAAACAAGGAGUCACAAAGCAGCCAGGAUUUAGUUGGAUAAAGAUACAAGGACGUUCUCAUGUUUUCAUUGUUAAAGAUAAAAGACAUCCUCGAAAAAAGCAGAUACACUCUAUUCUUGAUGUUCUAAUAGCAGAAAUGAGACAGGAACAAGAUCAUGCUGAAACCAGAUCAAUCUCGUCUGAGGAAAUGAAUUAUUAUUCAUCUAGUCUUCUUUGGGACAAUGUCUUGUAAGUCCAUUCUGUGUUUUUUUUUAAUUGAAAAUUCAGGGAAAUAGAUAUAUGAUAGAAUCACUGGAUAUUUUCUCUUGCAUUAAUACUUUUUC